AUGGAGUCCAUUGUCACACUUCUAUUACUUUCGCCAGUCCUUGCGGCUGGUUCUCUUCAUCCACGCAUCGACAAUGGCCUGGCUAAGACGCCACAAAUGGGGUGGAACACGUACAACCACUACUCAUGCUCGCCUAAUGAAGCCAUAGUACGCUCCAACGCCAAAGCGCUCGUUGAUCUAGGACUCUCCGCACUAGGCUACCGCUAUGUCACCACCGACUGUGGCUGGUCAGUAGCCGAUCGGCUACCGAAUGGCACCUUGACCUGGAACGAGACCUUGUUUCCGAGCGGGUUUCCCGCCAUGGGAAGGUAUCUUCAUGGAUUGGGGCUGCUGUUCGGUGUUUACGAGGACUCGGGAAUCAAGAUGUGUGGGACAGACCAUGCUGGCAGCUUGUACCACGAAGGACAGGAUGCGCAGACGUUCGCCGAAUGGGGGGCGGAUGCGUUAAAGUAUGACAACUGCUACUCGGACAACGCCACCAACUACCCCAAUGUCAACUACGAGCCCAGCACGUCUCCUAGUUCCCGCUAUCAGAUAAUGUCGUCUGCCCUCUCCCGUGUCGGCCGACCAAUCCUCUUCCAAAUCUGCGAAUGGGGUAUCGACUUUCCUGCUCUUUGGGCCCCUGCGCUUGGGAACUCCUGGCGCAUCGGCAACGACAUCAUCCCCGCGUGGCGAACCAUCUUUCGCACGCUGAACCAGGCCGUUCCCAACACGGAUUUUGCUGGACCCGGUCACUGGCCAGAUCUGGAUAUGUUGUUUGUGGGUAACGGGGUGUUUUCGGUGCCGGAGGAGCAGACGCACUUCUCCCUGUGGGCGAUUCUGAAAAGUCCAUUGACUAUUGGGGCGGCGUUGAAGGAUGAUGUCACUAGUAUCAACCAGGCAUCGUUGGAGGUGCUGAAGCAGAAGGAUGUCAUUGGGUUUAACCAGGAUUCGCUGGGGGUGAGUGCGAGUCUGAAGCGGAGGUGGUCGGACGAAGGGUACGAGGUGUGGAGUGGACCACUGUCGGGCAACAGGACCGUGGUAGCGGUCAUCAAUUGGCGAAAUGAGUCGAGGGAUCUCACGCUCGAUCUGCCUGAUGUUGGUCUGCAGUAUGCACAAGUUGUCAGAAAUAUAUGGGGCAACACCGUGGUUCGUGAUGUGCGAACAUCGUACACUGCGAGUGUGGCAGGACAUGGAACGAUGCUUCUGGAGUUGCAGGGUACCGUCCAAUCGGGGUCAUAUCCAGCCAAUAUCUUCGCGAACUCUACAGGCAGUCAAAAAACCACUUUCCAGUCAGUCUAUGCAGCUACUACCAGCGCAAACUACACGCUGGCCAUCAGCUUUUCGCGAUCAUCCACCGAAACCGUCACCAUCACGACCUCUUCCGGCCAGACUGUCUCGACCUCUGGCAAAUCGACGCGAAUCGCCCUGACGGCUGGAUCGAACACCAUCACCAUCCAGCACACGACCCCUAUUGAGUCGAUCCAGAUUACCCCACCGACCGGCACCUACUACGCCAACACCGUCUUUAACGUUACCGGCAGCGCCCAGCACACCACCUGCGGGUCCGGCUGCAGCCCCGUUGGCUCAAAAAUCGGCUACCUCAGUCCCAAUAGCAACGCCUACACAUCGAUUCCAGCGACCACCCCGGGGUCCAAGUACCUCGCGAUCGACUACAUCAACAAUGAUGUCGCCUUCUCGUCAUCUUGGGGCUGGGGAUCCAACUCGCGCAAUCUGACCGUCAGCAUCAACGACGGAGCGCCAGUGCGACUGGAGGUCCCGUUGAGCGGACGGCAUAGCGAGCUGUACUCGCCUGGCAAGGGCUGGUGGGAUACAGCGACGCUCGGGGUUCUGACCUCUGGAUGGAAGAAGGGGCAGAAUAAGGUGGUGUUCGGGAAUGAGGGUGGACAGAAUGGUUUUCAAACUUAUGCGGCGGAUUUUGUGGGCGUCAGAGUUUGGGAUUAG
This is a messenger RNA of Aspergillus pseudoviridinutans, 1944 nucleotides long. RefSeq names its product alpha-galactosidase D. Gene Ontology annotation, molecular function: hydrolase activity, hydrolyzing O-glycosyl compounds. The record is from RefSeq and is a predicted model, not a curated record. The transcript has 4 exons. NCBI's taxonomy places the organism in Eukaryota, Fungi, Ascomycota, Eurotiomycetes, Eurotiales, Aspergillaceae. Bases 1 to 1944 code for a protein of 647 amino acids. Gene Ontology annotation, biological process: carbohydrate metabolic process.